AUGCAGUCAGUCUCGCUUCAGUGGCGGCUGAACAUGCGGGCUCAUUUCCACUGCACUCUACUGCUGAGACCGAGUGAUCUUCAUAGCAGGAGUCCUCACACAUUGCGAUUUAAUUUGAUUGUGGGCCGCCGUGGGACGGAUGUUGUGAGGCAGAUCGCACGGCCCUUUCCUUGGCAAGCGGCCACCUGGACGUGCAAGCGCUUGCUUACGACUGGCCAUGGUCAAGUGGCGCCCCAGCUAUGGCGAAACGCCUCGGUCCCCCGAGACUUUGGCAGAGUGGCAUCGCCGUUGUUGGGUGGUGUGAACGAGCCAUCUCUGCAAGCAAGUCGAGACAUGAGGUACACACAGUGUAAGAAUGACAUUCCCAGAGUGCAACAAUCGCUGGCGCCAGGCCGCCAUUGA
Phytophthora nicotianae INRA-310 is the source of this 402-nucleotide messenger RNA. RefSeq lists its product as hypothetical. The transcript has a single exon. Bases 1 to 402 code for a protein of 133 amino acids. The record is from RefSeq and is a predicted model, not a curated record. NCBI's taxonomy places the organism in Eukaryota, Oomycota, Peronosporomycetes, Peronosporales, Peronosporaceae.